AUGCGAUGGGUGGUGUCGAUUUGGAGGACGAUUUAUGAGGUUGGGAAAGAAGACCAAAGACGGGUUAUCCAUGCACUCAAAGUAGGGCUUUCACUUACAUUGGUUUCGCUAUUGUAUCUCAUGGAGCCUUUGUUCAAAGGUAUCGGUCAGAACGCAAUCUGGGCUGUCAUAACAGUCGUCCUAGUGCUCGACUUCACUGCUGGGGCAACACUUUGCAAAGGCUUUAAUAGAGGGCUUGGCACAUUGCUAGCUGGAUCGCUUGCUUUUCUCAUGGACUUCAUCGCUCAAGAGUCGGGUCGGGUUUUCCAAGCUAUUUUCAUUGGGAUCGCAGUUUUUGCUAUCGGAGCAGCAGCUACAUACAUCAGAUUUGUCCCUUACAUAAAGAAACAUUACGACUACGGAGUUGUGAUUUUCCUCGUGACCUUCAACUUGAUUACUGUCAGCAGUUAUCGUGUCCACAACGUGCUUCAGAUAGCGCACACUCGCUUAUACACAGUAGCCAUAGGCUGUGCAGUUUGUCUCGUCAUGAGCUUAUUUAUGUUCCCCAAUUGGUCGGGACAACAUCUCCAUAACUCUUCCGUCUCUAAGCUUGAGGGAUUGGCAUACUCCAUACAAGCUUGUGUGAAUGAGUACUUCAGCAAUGACGAGCAGAAGGCGGACAGAGAUAAAUCUUCGGAAGAACCAAUCUACAAAGGCUAUAAGAGUGUGCUGGAUUCGAAAUCGACAGACGAGACCUUGGCAGUGCAUGCAAGUUGGGAGCCAAGGCAUUCAAGCCAGUGUUACAGAGUCCCCUGGCAACAGUAUGUCAAGUUGGGAGAUGUUAUUCGCCAUUUUGGCUAUACCAUUGUCGCUCUACAUGGAUGUCUUCAAACUCAAAUUCAGACUCCGAAAUCUAUACGCGCCCUCUUCAAAGACCCGUGCACCCGGGUGGCAGCCGAACUACAUAAGGCACUCGUCGAGCUAGCCGGCAGCAUAAGAGACCACCGGCAGUGCUCCCCCGCAAUCCUCUCGGACCACCUCCACCAAGCUUUGCAGGACCUCGACGCUGCUCUCAAGUCCCAACCUCGCCUUUCCCUCCUCUCCUCCAACACAGUGUCAUCAUCCCUCAAGACCGUUAAGAGUGAUGAGGGGAAAUUGUCGUCAUUGCGGCCGACACAGAGCAAGAAUAUUGAGAUAAUAAUGAGCUUGGAGUUGUCGGAGGCCCUACCAUUUGCGGCGUUUGCAUCAUUGCUAGUGGAGGCAGUGGCCAGGCUGGAGCUGGUGAUUGAGGAGGUGGAGGAGCUCGGGAGGGUCGCAAAUUUCCGUGAAUUUUGCAAGGAUCGUGAUCGGGCUGAUGGCGUCAAGGUUAAUAAUGAUCACUUGCCGCCUCAUGAGGUAGCAGAUUGUUGA
Messenger RNA from Striga hermonthica, 1389 nucleotides. The record is from the annotation of a GenBank genome assembly. NCBI's taxonomy places the organism in Eukaryota, Viridiplantae, Streptophyta, Magnoliopsida, Lamiales, Orobanchaceae.